This is a messenger RNA of Odocoileus virginianus texanus, 6513 nucleotides long. Lineage: Eukaryota; Metazoa; Chordata; Mammalia; Artiodactyla; Cervidae. The record is from RefSeq and is a predicted model, not a curated record.
AUGGGGAAACUGAGUCUGUGGGAACAGAGGGACCUGAACUCCUUCCUGUGGACUAUUCGGCGCGACCCCCCGGCCUACCUGUUUGGCACCAUCCACGUCCCCUACACCCGUGUCUGGGACUUCAUCCCGGACAACUCCAAGGCAGCCUUCCAGGCCAGUGCCCGCGUCUACUUCGAGCUGGACCUGACCGACCCCUACACAAUCUCGGCGCUGGCCAGCUGCCAGCUGCUGCCGCACGGGGAGAACCUGCAGGACGUGCUGCCCCGCGAACUCUACUGGCGUCUGAAGCGCCACCUGGACUACGUGAAGCUGAUGAUGCCGUCGUGGAUGACACCCGCACAGCGGGGCAAGGGGCUCUAUGCCGACUACCUAUUCAACGCCAUCGCGGGCAACUGGGAGCGCAAGAGGCCGGUGUGGGUGAUGCUCAUGGUGAACUCGCUCACGGAGACCGAUGUUCGCUCCCGUGGCGUGCCAGUGCUUGACCUGUACCUAGCCCAGCAGGCUGAGAAGAUGAAGAAGAGCACCGGGGCCGUGGAGCGCGUGGAGGAGCAAUGCCAUCCGCUCAACGGGCUCAACUUCUCCCAGGUGCUGUUCGCCCUAAACCAGACUCUGCUGCAGCACGAGAGCGUGCGGGCUGGGAGCCUGCAGGCGCCCUACACCACCGAGGACCUCAUCAAACACUACAACUGCGGGGACCUCAACGCCGUCAUCUUCAACCACGACACCUCCCAGCUGCCCAACUUUAUCAACACCACCCUCCCGCCGCACGAGCAGGUGACGGCCCAGGAGAUUGACAGCUACUUCCGCCAGGAGCUCAUCUACAAGAGGAAUGAGCGCAUGGGGAGGAGGGUCAUGACGCUUCUGCAGGAGAACGAAGACAAGAUCUGCUUCUUUGCCUUCGGAGCAGGUCACUUUCUGGGGAACAACACAGUCAUCGAUGUCCUUCGGCAGGCAGGGCUGGAGGUGGAGCACACACCCGCGGGGCAGACCAUCCAUAGCCCUGUCGCCGGGAGCCCCGCACCUCCACCCGAGGGGACCUCGGCAAGCCCCGCGCCAGUGACCCCAGCUGCUGCCGUGCCCGCGGCCCCCUCGGCACCCCCCACCGCCCCGCCAGAGGAGGAGGACCCAGCGCUGUCCCCACACCUGCUACUCCCCGACAGCCUCAGCCAGCUGGAGGAGUUUGGGCGGCAGAAGAAGUGGCACAAGAGGCAGAACAAACACCAGCGCCCGCGGCAGUUCAAUGACCUCUGGGUGCGCAUCGAGGACAGCAGCACAGCCUCACCACCCCCACAGCCCUUGCAGACCACGCAGAGCUCCGGGACCGCCAAGCCCCCCUUCCAGCUCUCCGACCCACUCCAGCAGCAGGAAGAGCCAAGACCCGCCAGCAGCUCAGCGCCCGGCCGCUCCCCGUCCGCCCUGGGCCUGCUCCCCGCCAUUGCUGCCAGCAUAGUAGCCUCCUUCCUGCUGCACACCCUCAGACCCUCCUGACCUCGGCCGCAUGCCUGCCCGGUGCAGAGGAAGAAGCCAGAGAAACCGACGGGAAGGUCUGCAUCCGCACCCACUGCCCCUGCCACCCUCCAGGGGUGCUCAACACCUCUCGGGCAGUCCAGACGGGAUCCGUUAAAACACUAGAGCUUUAUUGUACCUGACUUACAUCUUCUUUUUUGUAGAAGGAUCUUAAUUUCCCAUAGUGCUAUGGGGCUCUUUUGUAAAAUAUGUGUCUAUAUUAAAAAAGAAAAAUGUAUUUAUUCUACUGAUAAAACUAUUUUUAUGUGGCCGAUGUUAAUAACUAGCCCCAUCGCCAACCCAGGAGGUGACCCAGGUUGCCAGGACAACUGCGACCUUGCAGGGACCGUGGCUUUGAACUGGCUUGCUCCUGGAUCAGUGGAGUCCUCCAGCGUGCGGGUUUGGCUUCUCCCGCCAUGGAGUCCUCAGAGGGAGAGGCAGGCAGACAGGCUUAGCUUUUGUGAAACUGGACUUGGGAGCCAGAGAUGUGAACGCUGACGGUCCUUCCUUCCCCUGGAUGCAUCCUGGGGCUGGGAAGGUACUUUAGGAAAGAGAAUGCUGCUAUUUUGAAAACCCUGAGUGUCUGUGAAUUGGCCCUCCAGAACUCUUGGUAAGUGUUCCGACCAAAGCACUGGGGUGGGGCAAGGGCUGUUGGUGCUGAGGGAGGUGGUCCCCCCAGCCCCAAGUGACAGAUGGUUAAACUAAGAUGGUUAAAUUCACCAAAGAGAAGAAGGUGGUUGCCCAAGGUCACAAAGCAAGUGGGAGAUCCGGGGUGUGAGUCUAGACCCCUCUGUUCUGGCUGGUAUCGUUAAUCCAUCUUGGCGUACAGGAGAGGCUGUUGAAGUCAUCACCAAAUGCAGUGAGCUGAGCCAAAGGGUAGGAGUGGGUAUAGAAGGGCAGUUUUAGAGACAGGGCCUCUAGAAAUUCCAUGGUAAUGAUACUUGUAAUGAGAGCUGCCAUUAGUUCAAAGUCUGCAGUGUGGCAGGCAUUUUGCACACUCACUUUAUCACAGAUCCUCACGCCAGUUCGUGAGAUGUGCUUGUCCCCAUUUCACAGAUGAGCAAACUGAGCCCCUGUAUGAGAUAAAGGGACUUGUUCAAUGUCACCCAGCCAGCACCUGGCCCUAGAUCAGUGUGAUUCAAAAGUAACGCUGUCUCUUGGACCAUAAUCUGUCAGGUUCUCUCUGCAGAGGAAAGUUCCAAGGGAGGCAGAUCUCACCCAGAUGGGCCAGCACACGCUUCUUACUGCAGCCAGAGAGACCGCUUGGCUACAGUCACCCCGUUGGUCCCUCCAGCCAAAGGGCUCUGGCAGCAGGCUCUGCCACGUGUCCCAUGCCCCAACUUGUCUUAUCCUGGAGCCAAUGAGAGGCUUUCCUGCCAAACCAGAGAGGCUGGAGGAUAGUUGUGAUGGGCCUGAAGAGACAGAGCAGCCAAACCGGGGCAGGCAGGUCACCGAGACUCAGAGAAACUGACUGGCUCCUCUGUCCCCAAGGUGAUAGCCAAGACAGAGGGCCCAGGUUGGCUGCGUCCCAGCCCUGAGCCCUCACGGGGUUGGCAGCUCGUUAGUUACAGAGUCCUGGAAUGCAAGAGCAGAAAGGUCCCUCAUUUGACAGAAAAGAACAGUGAGAAGUUAAGGCCCAGAGAGGCGAGGUACUUUCCCAAGGCUGCACAACCGGGCGGGUCUGCUGACCCCCAGCUAGCUCAGUGCUCCUCAGCGAUGCCACACCAUGGGCUUCCCUAGCAGGCCUGGUAGUGUCUGAUUAGCAUCAGUGCCUUUGUGCCCAGCUUGGCAGCUGCCUCCCUUCUGAGACAGUAGGAUUCUGGGCAACCCACUGGAUGGUCAGAAGUCCCGCGGCAUCUUGGCAAGCAGCUGAAUUCUCUUCAGUUCUGACCCAGAUGAAUAUGUUUGAACUUGAGACCUGGCAGGAGCCCUGAGUUCUGCUUCAUAGGGUCCAGCCAGCCCCGUGGGUACCACACUGUAAACUGAACUUGACCCCGGCCAAGGCUGGAGUCCAUUUAUCCUCAGCAGAAAUGUGACUUCCUAUUCCUGAGCCGGAAGGGGCUUAACUGACUUUUAAAGCAGGCUCAGAAGGCCUGUUGGACAUCAAAUAGAUGGCGCGGAGUGCUAUUUGGAUGAGAUAAGUGUAAAGGAAUUAGAAACACAGAGGCCAGAUUUCCCUCUGUUAAGGGCAGAGUGUGGCAUGAGAUGUAUUGAGAUGGAGCCCGAGGUUAAUUAAAGAUGAAGCAUUUGGUAAACAGUCCAAGCACCUGACCGCAUGCCCAGAUCUGUGCCAGGCAUGGGGCCAAAGAGGUAAAUUAAUGCAAUGUGUGAUUAUCAAACACACACAGUGCCAGGCUCUGUGCUGGGGCCAAAUCUAGCCGCCUUUGUUGGCCUAGAGGAGUUCAUCAUCAAGAGGCAACAAGCAGCCCAAUCCCAGGUUCUUAGAAGGAACUUUACAGCUCAUUCUGUCCAGGCCCCUGACCACAGGCAGGUCCCCCAGAUCCCUCCUCUGAGGUGGUUGGGAGAUCCCAAGCUCUCCCUCCACCAAGUACUCAAGUGUUUAAAGAAAGCCACAUGGGCAGCAGACGGAUGGGCCGCCUGAUCAGGUAGACAGGUGCUGACGGGACAGCCAGAGCCAGUGUGAGUUAGACAUCUGCAGCCCACAUCCACUGGUCCCUGAGGAACCACCCACUGGCCAGGAUUUGGAACUUACAUCCCAAAGUCUCCCCAAGCAGUAGAGAACUUGCUGACUUAUACCCCCAAAGACCAGAGGCAUAUGGACAGAAAUCUGCACAGCUGGGGCGUUUGAAUUCUCUCUUCCUGGGCCAGGGAACCAUCAUUCCAUCCACAGUCACUCACGUCCUUUGGAAUAAUCCACCCACCACUGCUGACAUUUUUUUCCGGCAUGUGAUAUGUGCCUCUCCUCACAAAAUGCCCCUGUUGCUCUAAAAGCAUUGUUAAGAUCACAAGUCCCUGGCUUAGGACUAUUACCUUUGACCUUGAGGCAGGCAGAGGAGAUCAAGGACUGAGAGCCAGCAUGUUCCUGGUGGCCCUGGGUCCUGUCCCCCAGAACAGCUGACUGAAUGACCAAGGGGCUUUCUAGAUCAGGUCAGCAUGGCCCUGUCUGCUGAUCUCCCUCCAAGGGCCCCACCAGCUCUGAGAGUCAAAGGUCUGGAGUCUAUGAAGCGUGGCCAGACUGAAGCAUAUUUGUCCUUCCCAGCACAGACAAGCUGUUUCACACAUGCUGUUUCUCAGGCCUGGAAAUGCCUUUCUUUACCCCUAACUGCUCAUCCUUUGAGGAUCAACUCAGAUAGCACGUCCUCCGGGAAGCCCUCUGCACUGACUGUGUCUCUGCUCUCCUAUCGUGCUGUGAGCUCCUCGGUGGCCACGGUCUUGUGAAUUCAUCUCUGUAUCCUCACUGGACACGAAAAUGGCACCCAAGAGCUGUGUAGAGAAGGACAGAGUAAGAAAGGAGUGAAGGAAGGAAAGGAGAGCGGCAGACCUUACUUCUGCUGGUGGAAGGGUCUCUGCAAAGCCAAAGCUGUCGUAAGAUGGCAGGUGUCCCUAGAAGUGGUGAGUUUCCUGUCAGGAGCGAUGUGUGAGCGGGGGCAGUAGGCCCACUGGCUGGAGAUGUGGUCGGCGAGUUGAAGUCUUGGCAAGGCAGUGGGGUAGGGUCCCUCCUGGCUCUUUAAUACUCAGUUUCUUUGAACAUUGUUAUUUUUCCAAAAAUUCAUCUAAGCAGCCAAAAAAAUCACCCGGGCUGGCUCUCUAAACCAGUAGUUUCAGAAAUCAGUCCAGCCUCACUCCCCCCACCCUCUACCCCCAUUCUUCAACAGCCCAGCUGGGCCCGAUGCGAAUUGGCACGCUUGCCUGCUGCCCUGGGGCAGGGGGACUUCUGGGCUGUGGAGCAAGGCUAAACCGGAACCCAGGCCCCUGCUCCCAGCCCAGAACUCCUUCCCUCCCUGCACCGCCCCCCCAACACUGGGGGGAGAGAAAGGGGGGCCCUGAGAACCGACUGAGCCUCGCCUGGCCCUUUCCCAGGAGCAUCAGCACACCCUAAGCUCUCCCUCACGUGUGUGUGCUCAGUCGUGUCUGACUCUCUGCAACCUUUUAGACAGUGGCCCGCAAGCUUCCUCUGUCCAUGAGAUUUUCCAAGCAGGAAUACUGGAGUGGGUUGCCAUUUCCUCCUCCAGGGGAUCUUCCUGACCCAGAGAUCGAACCUAUGUCCCCUGCGUUUCCUGCAUCACUGGCAGACUCUACCAAUGAGCCACUGGGGAAGCCUUUCAGCUCGCCCUGCUCUUUCUCCAAGUGUAGGCUUUUCCUUGCCAGAGAUAGCCUAGAUACUCCUUCACUUUGCUGAGUGACCUUGGGCAAGUCCCUGCCCCUCUCUGAGCCUCCACCUCCUUAUCUGUCAAAUGGAGACUUCGUUUCCUGCUUGGGGAAUGCCACGUGCAAUCUUGGGGCUCCACAAAGGUGAGGCAUCCCCCGUCCCCAGCCCAGGGCUUGGCUUUCCUCCCAGCACCUGAGGACUGCCAUGGGAUCAGGAGCAUGUGGCAGGCAAGGAAGGUGACAGAGUAGCACGCCUUGAAGGGCCCCUCCAUCCCAAGUCCCACUGCGGGAAAGUGGACUUUGAAUAAGACUCUCAGUCUAGGAAGUUUCUGGCAGGGCUCUCAGCCAUCUUGGACCCCCAGUGGCUGGGGCGGCAGGUGACUGUUGGUCAAGGGAUGUUCCAGCCCAGAGCAAGGGAAGCCAGAGCCCCUGUGCCAUUCCUGGGCCUCAGAGAUUGCAGGACAUCCCGGCCCGACUCUCACUGUGUGACACAGCUUCAGAUCUUAAUGUAUUGGAAAGGUAUUCCUGUUGUUGUGCUUUUAAUCACCUCUUCCUCUCACCUCUGUGAAUUAUCCUGAAGAGUUCUUUAAGAAUAUAAUAGAAAACAAAGAAAGAUGCUAUUAAUGUUAUUUUGCCAAAAAUAUUUUUGUAGCAUAAUAUAUUAAUAAAAGAUAUGAU